Gossypium raimondii (Peruvian cotton) is the source of this 951-nucleotide messenger RNA. Its product is annotated as heavy metal-associated isoprenylated plant protein 23. Lineage: Eukaryota; Viridiplantae; Streptophyta; Magnoliopsida; Malvales; Malvaceae. Gene Ontology annotation, molecular function: metal ion binding. The coding region runs from base 164 to 625 and encodes 153 amino acids. The record is from RefSeq and is a predicted model, not a curated record. The transcript has 2 exons.
AAUAAUAAAUGAUGUUAUAAUCUAAUCCCCCUUUAAAUUAUUAUAUUUCAGGGAAGUUCCCUUGCAGCUUCAUUCUUCUUUGCUUAUAAAUGUACAUAAAUUCUCAUAUUUCAAAAGGCAGAAGCCAGACAUCCUUCAUUAGUAAUUGAACCAAAGAAAAGACAUGGGAGUUUCAGGCACUUUGGAGUAUUUGUCUGAUUUAAUGAGCAGUAGUGGUCAUAAACACAAGAAGAGAAAACAAUUGCAGACAGUAGAGCUGAAGGUGAGGAUGGACUGUGAUGGUUGUGAACUCAAGGUCAAGAAAGCCCUCUCUUCAUUGAAUGGAGUGAAAUCGGUGAACAUAAACAGGAAACAGCAGAAGGUGACUGUAACGGGAUAUGUUGAAGCCAACAAAGUGUUGAAGAAAGCUAAGUCAACAGGGAAAAAGGCUGAGAUUUGGCCUUAUGUUCCUUACAAUCUGGUGGCUCAACCUUACGCUGUUACUGCUUAUGACAAGAAGGCACCUCCUGGUUAUGUUAGGAAAGUAGACAACAAUGUAAGCAGCACUGCUACCGUCACUAGAUAUGAAGAUCCUUACAUCACCAUGUUCAGUGAUGAAAACCCAAAUGCAUGUUCCGUCAUGUGAAGCUGCAAUUUCAUAUUACUAUUUCUUUUUGGUUUUCUCUGUUGGAUUUCCUGGUAGAUAUUAUGACAAGAUUGUCGAGUUAUUACUAAUCAAAGGGAGUUCAUCUUUUUCUUUUUAAUUUUCAAAAUGGUCCUGGUUUGUUUGUAGUCUUGUAAGGAGCAAGUUUUGGGUGGGUGGGGUGAUGAUGAUAACAAUUUGUCAAUGUGGGUUAGGGAAGUGAGGUACAGCCAUUGUAUUUGCAGCCUUGCUUUAUUUUCUUGUCCUUAUUACUGCCUGUAAUUUAAUGUUAUGAAUUUUAUGCCCUGAAAUUAGUUUUGGCUUGGCAA